This is a messenger RNA of Strongylocentrotus purpuratus (purple sea urchin), 7310 nucleotides long. RefSeq names its product retinal rod rhodopsin-sensitive cGMP 3',5'-cyclic phosphodiesterase subunit delta (gene pde6d). The coding region runs from base 518 to 961 and encodes 147 amino acids. Gene Ontology annotation, cellular component: cytoplasm. Lineage: Eukaryota; Metazoa; Echinodermata; Echinoidea; Camarodonta; Strongylocentrotidae. Gene Ontology annotation, biological process: sensory perception of light stimulus. The transcript is spliced from 5 exons. The record is from RefSeq and is a predicted model, not a curated record.
UCACACGAUUUGUGUCCGCGAAAGCCGUAGACUUACGUGCAAUGUAAUGAAUUAAGGUUAGAGAUUGCUACGGGCAUAUCGGAAGUGAUCCUCGAAUGUAUGAGAUAAGCUAGCAAGUUGUAAUCUCUUCGGAUUUUGGACGUGUUUCUCAUUUUAAAACAAGGAUAUGAACCAAAGUGAUUGCUUACAUCUACCUUUUUAGACGGAUCUAGCAUAAGAUAUUGCUGAUUAUUUCUAUGUGGAAGAAUCACCAUUAUUCGCUUCUUUUAUCCGCAUGUUUUCGUCGGCUGAUCGAGAGGACCCGUCGUGGAUUUUGAGAAUCGACCUGACCUGUGCUGUGGCUGUGUCCAUCCCUGUGUCUAUCCCUAGCCUGCGCCUGUGUUGUGGCCCGGAUUCGCCGGUCCCUUCGAAGUUGGAGUUCAUUGCUGUUUAGAGUGAUUUUGAAGGGGCAUAUUCGACCUUUGGUCUAGAAAUUUUAUUUUUCCACUUUACAAGAUAAUUCCAACAAACUUUCAAGAUGCCCAGCAGAGCGGAGGACAUUUUAAAAGGUUUCAAAGUAAACUGGAUGAAUCUCAGAGAUGCAGAUUCAGGCAAAAUCAUGUGGCAAGGUCAUGAUGAUUUAUCGGCCCCGGAUGGUGAGCAUGAAGCCAGGGUGCCCAAGAAGAUCCUCAAAUGCAAAGCCAUCUCACGUGAAGUCAACUUCUCUUCCUUGGAGCCCAUGCAUCAAUUCCGUCUUGAACAGAGGGUACUAUUCAAAGGACGCUGCUUAGAAGAAUGGUUUUUUGAAUUUGGCUUUGUAAUACCGAACUCAACCAACACGUGGCAGUCAACGAUAGAAGCAGCUGCAGAGGGACAAAUGAUGCCCGCAUCAGUACUCAGUGGCAACGUUGUAAUCGAAACGAAAUUUUACGACGAAGAACUCCUCGUUAGUACAUCCAAAGUACGGCUAUACUACGUCUGACAUUCAUCCACGCUCGCCACGUCAUCAACACCGCAAACGGAGGGGCACCAAGACAUAAUCCAAUCUAUGUAAUUAAAUAUUUUCACAUUUGAUUGUACAUAUAUAUAUUAAUACCUUGAAAAAUACUAUUGACAAGAGUAAUGCUUUUACAUUCUCUCUCUUCUAAUGGUAUAUCACAUGGAUUUUUGCCAUGUACUUAAUGCUUUUUUGUAGCGAAUGUGGACUUCAUGUUUACAAAUUCAUGAGACAGACAACAGUAGGGAAGAUGAUGUAUGCUGUGUUAGAAAAGUAAGUGUGGUUCUGCCUUUUUCAUGUUUUCUAACUUGUAUUGUUUAUGUGCAUGGUAUACAUGUCUGUCAUUCAAAGCAGGUAUAGAGUGCUACCGUGUGUUGGUACACAGCAGGCUGUUAAACUGUAAUUCAACAUCCUACUUUUUUUGUUUCUUCACUCACUGCCUCAAACUACCGUAAAACCAAAAACAUUCGCGACGUGAAACUUCAGUGAAUCGUAAACGACAGAAUUUUUUUUUUUACACCAACAACAUGAAUCCGUGAAUUGCAAAGAUUCAGUCUUGUCAUAACAACUUGGUAAUCAUUGACAUUGUAUCUUGCGGCUUGAAAAUUUCAAGAACCCUAACCUGUUGCGAAAUUCACGAUCAUUUCAUGCGUGUGAAAAGUUUCUGUUUUUUUCAGUCUAUUUAUGAUGAUUUGUAUAAUUUGAUUUUUAAUCUGAUAAUUGUUCUCUCUCUCUCUCUCUCUCUCUCUCUCUCUCUUUCUCUCUCGUAAAUGAAAGAGUCCAUUGUAAAAACAUAACAUUUACUGUCAUCCUUAAUUGUGAUUAAACAAUAUUUCAAAUUCUAUUGAAGUUAUACAAUUAAACACAAAUGUAUUAUCAUAUGGCAAGAUAGAAUUAUCUAUCCGGGCAUUCCUUAUAAGGGAAAUUGGUUGCGAAAAACCUACCAUAACGUACAGUUUGAUAAGAGAAUAUAUGCAGAUGUAAUGCUGCAAUUUUGAUGAUUGAAUUUGAAUUUAGACUUCCAAGAAGACUAAAGAUGUAGACAAUGUGUGAAAUAACAUCAGAGCCCCUCUCCCUCCAGUGUGCCCCAUCAUAACAUAAACACGAUGAAGCUAGCUAAUAAAUUAUUGAUGAGGUGAACAUAGUAUUUAUGCUCUACCAAUAGGAUAUAAUGUGAUUGAAAUCAUAGCGCGAUGGGAACAUGAAUCUCCCACGGAACUUCCGCCUCUACAUUUUAUUAUCUUUUUAUAGGGCAAUAAAAUGUAUACCAGCCGAUUCGGUAUGUCAUAAUGAAUAUGUUUGUCAAAAUGUUGGAAGAGCUGAAGAUUUACUUUGCUCCUAUAAAUAAUUCAAAAUUUAAGACAUACAUUGUCAGUGGAGAUGCAAAGGCUUUUGGUACAAUUGCAAGCUAUUUUGUGUAGAUUUAAUUGAAUAUUCCUCUCAAAAAUAGGUUUGAAUGAGAGUUUAAGUGAUUAUUUCAAAAGAGGAUGACAUGAACUUGUUUUGGGAUUUGUUUCAUAACAGUUUGUGAAACUGUAAAUUUACUGCAGUUGUAUGCAGGCCCAUUGAUAAUUCAUAUAUUUGAAUUCACAAUGAGUUAUUACAAUACACCAUACAUUACAUUAAAAAGCUAGAUGUACCAUCCUCUCGCUGGACUAGACGUUUACCAGUGUGUGGCGUCAAUUAUCUAAAUUGGGAGCACGUUUCGGGUUGCUUUCAUGGAUCAGUGAUUCGAGCGUUGUUUUCUAUUACUUAGGCAUCAUUGUUAAAAUCUAUGCUGAUGUAUCUCUCUAGGCCUGUCUUCAUCAGACCGAAGUUGCAAAAUAACCUGCUAUUUUCAGACUCUGGCCCGGGAUAUUUUCUUGAUGCUCACCAGACAGAUACGCUCAUCACGAACUAGCUCGAACAGGCGCAAAUUAGCCCGCUAUCUCUAGAAUAGCAGUCUAUUUUGGAAACGAGACUAUAUCUUGGGAUAUUUUCUUGACCAAAUAGCCUGGUAACUGCAGCUGCAGGCUGAUGAGGACGCAAAUUAGCUGGCUAAUUUGAGAUCGGGCUAGUUAAAAUAGCGGGUUAUAACUUCAGUCCGAUGGAAACAGGCCUUCUCAGCGCUACUUGCAACAAAAACAAAAAUUACAACAGUUUCCCUUGAAGCCAUACCGUAGUCUGCAAGCACAGGCUCUAAUUUGACACUUUACAACAAGUUCUAAAGCCUUGAAGGAGAGCCUAUACCAUGACUUGUACACCUGAAGAAAGUUGACGUACACAGUAUCGCAUACGAGGUUAAUUUCUGCACAAUAAAAUUAAUCAUAAUGCUCCAUUUUUUCCAAAUUUUGUGUAAUGUACCUAAAAUAUCAUAUAUUGAGAACCAGAAGGUUUUUAAUUCUUUCUGUUAUUACGUGAAUUAACGCUUUUCUGGCUCUAAACAGACAUACAUAUAGACUUCAUUCACGGUACAGAGGAUAUUAAGAUGAAGAAAUACGACUCUUUUGCAGUAAGCCUCACCCUAUUUUCUUACAAUUUCGUUUAUAAUCUAAGCUAUAAGUCGUUAAUAUUCUUGAUAGCAUUCAAAGUUGCAAAUUACAUCUUGCAAAUUACAUGCUAAAUGGCCAUUACAGGAAUCAGUCACGUCUACCAUGUUGUAGUCGAUGUCGCCAGUUGUUUGCUCAUAAAUUUUCGCCCAAUUUGGCUCUCCUCUCCAGAUCUGGCGAUUGCCACUGGGUAUUUUUAACCACCAGAAACCCCCGUAAUCCAAAGCACAUUCAUGUGCUUUGUUUGUUUUGUAAAUAUCAAGUGGGGGGAAGGGGAGGGAGUGCAUUAAAGAGAAGACGGAAGUCAAGCGUCAGCUCAGAUGAAGCAUCGGCUCAGAUGAAACAUGACGUCAUUGAUUUGCUCGUGUUGGCAUUGUCUUUAAAUUUGAUGGCUCACGCACACGUUGAUGCUUAUCUUACAGUUCUAAAGUAUAUUAGACUGGGAAUAAGAACAUGACAAGAUAUUUUUACUACGUGAUGAGAAAACCAACUCUCUCCCACUCAUUUAAUUAAGCAUCCUUUGGGGGGGGGGGUUCCCCUCUCUAUCUUUCUCUCUCUCUCACACUCUCUAUCCUGAAUUAACAAAUGACCAAUCUCACCUAGCUAUUCCCAUCCAGUAUUCCUUCUCUCUCUCUCUCUUUAUCUUUCUGUUUCUCUUUGUCAUUCAAAAAACUCUCUCUCUCUCUCUCUCUCUCUCUCUCUCUCUCUCUCUCUCAUAUGAAAAGCAGUUGGUCUGCAAGGAACAACUUUUGCUACUUUUGAAGAACAUCUAGUCCCUUUUCAAAUUUUUACGUAGCUAAUGCCCCCAUGGCUCUCCCCCAUUGGACAAGCAGACAAUUUCUUCUCCAUUUGUGGAAAAGGGAUAUCAGUUCCUUCAUUCAGGUAUACCUGCCUAGUUCCUUCCCUGUAGGUUGCAUGACCAAGGCACUUACGUUAAAGAAGCGUUGAAAAGGUUAUUUACGUUCAAAGGGUCGCUGCUGCUAAAGGUCUCCCAUUAUCGGAUACUGGUUUAUUGCCCCAUCUCUCCGCUGUUUUUUCCCCAUUUCAAGCAAGCUCUCUCCACUUCACGAUGAUAUAGUAGCUUUCUUGAUCUCUGUACACCGUAUUUCUCAUUCCAUGCAUUCUCUCGAUCACACGCUACUUUUGAUGAAUAUCCAGUCCCUUUUAAAAACCUGCCAAAGGAAAAAUUGGCAUAAAUAUAAGUUUUACCUAAUUUUUUCAAUUUUUCAAAUCACCUGAUGAGAAUAGUCCACAAGAUCCAAGCAAAAUAAACAAUUCUACGAUGCUUGCAUUUUCCAUGAAUUAUGGCAUUUAUUGUAGAAUUUUGUUUAUCAUGGGCCUCAGUAAUAGUUUCUAUUUGCUUUCUUGAUGAAAAGGGAAUAUGGAAUUUUGUUUAAAGUGUCACAUUCCCUCUUUCAAAUUUCUUGAAAGAUGUUGAAUUCUAAAUAAAAUAAUUAUGCUAUUGUUGGCUUUGGGGAGCUUUCAAAAGCCCAAAGAAUUUGUUUACAACCAAAUCCAUGAAAUUGACUAUUAAACACAAAGAUUCAUUUUCUUUUUUUUUAAUAGUUUUUUUAGUUUCUUUCUCAUCAUACAAUAAUCAGACAUCAGUAUUGAUAAAACUGCGAGAAAAUGUGAAAGAUAUAAAACCCUUUCACAUGUACACAAAACUAAUAACUGCCUUUUAGCAAAUUAAAUUAGCAGUCUGACCACACCCUCUAAAUUUGCUUAUUAUUGGGACUUUGGCGCUUUAUUUCUAAAAAGAGAGAGUGAUAGAUUUAAAAAAAGGAAGUUACAGUUGAGAGAUUUAACAGAUGUCUGAAUUUUUGUGUCUUUGUGUAUUGUGUUUUUCUCUAUAGAACAAAACAAGUGUGAGUAUGGUAUAAUGUAACAAAGUGUCAUUUUCAAAAGAUUAAUUGCAUAUAUAUACCAGUUUGUUUUGCCUACGUGUUAAUGAUAAGAUUUCAAAUUUUCUCCUUUUUCUAUUCCAAAUAUUUGCAUGUAGCUGAGGUGGUUGUGUAAACUUUGUAUAUAUCAAAUCAGAGUCUAUAAGUGCCUGUAUAUGUAUAUGGUGAUUUUUGUGUGUGAAUUAAAGAAGUGUUCACACCGGAAGCUAUAACAGUAGUAUUAAUCAUGGUUAGUUUGCUAGUCGGCGUGAAGUAGGAAUAUAUGUCGUAUGCGUGUUGAUUUUCAAGCGUGCGGCGGCACCAGUCGUGCAUGUAUUGCUGUGUGCUAGCUGGCUUGAGGGCAUUGAAGCAAACAAUGGUACCUUAUAUUAAACAUCAGCUUGCAGCGAUAUAUCCUUUCAUAACUGGAUAUUGUGAUCAUCAUGUGUACCUAUUCUUGUUAGGAUAUGCUUUUGUUCUUCUUGUGUAUGCGUUUAUGCAGGAUUCAGCGUCCGACAUGUACGUACCAUCAGCUUCAGGUGACUUGUAUUGAAAUGAAGCUUGAGUGAUGAUGAAAAUUAGAACCAGAAUUUGAGUGCCAGUUUUACGUCUGCAUGUAUGCUGUUUACAUUUCAUUGUUUAUCUUUUAUUCUGUCUGUAGUACAUUGUAAAAGCAUCCAAAUUACAUGUGUAUGUUGCAUUGAUUGCUAAUCUGAUCGUUAAGAGUUCAAUGAACAUUCAAAAUAGCCGAAACAUGAUAGGUUAAAAAGUCAUCAUAAAAUAUUCCCUCUGUGAAAUCAACAUGUAUAUCUUUUGAUGAAAAGAUGACUAAAUUUAAUGAGAGUUUUAUUGGUAUACUAUUAAAUGAAAUGUAUUCAUUUCGGGUUGUAAAUGUUUAAUUUAGUUUUGUGUGUGUGUGAAAUUUCCAGAAGUUUUCUAUUUUUCUCUAUGAAUGGCCUACUGAAUUUCUAUGAAGAACCAAUUUUUUGUUUUAUUAUUAUUUUAUAAAGAAAAUUAGAAGAGAACAGAGUGUCAAAAGUUUUACGGUGUUUUAACAUCAAACAAAUUACUUGGGAUUCUACAGUACUGUACGUACAUGUAUGAUUAAUCCAUGUAAAGUGUGUUUCUUUAGAAGAAAAAAAAAAUCCAUAUUAAUCUUCUUCAUAUUUUAGUUUUACUUGUUCGUUGUCAUUCCUUUGUAACUAAUACACGUGUGAGUUUGGGGAUACAUAGUAUACCACUAUUUGUAUAAGAAAAUUUUAGAAUAAAAUAAUGAAUUUGAGAAGAAAAAUGAAAAAUUGUGAUUAUUAUUAUUUAUUUAUUAUUAUUAUUGAAUAAAGUCUGAUCGUUCUACAAUGAUCUAUGAUUAAUUAUAUUAUUCAAAUGCAAGAAACCUCAAAUUAUUGCUGAAUAACAUGUAAAAAUGCAAGAGCUUGCAGGGUUGCUGUACCUGUUUUUGAACCUGUCAAAAAGUGGAAAGUUUGAUCACAUUAAUAUUGUAGCAUUCUGCAGGUAACUGCUUGUAUACUUGCAAUAUAGUGUUCUGAAUUGCUGGGUGUUUUUUGCUGCCAAAUUUAUUUGUUUUGUUUGUUUUUUAUAAGCAUUGAAGGAGAAUACUAAAUGCAAUUUGCUCAUUUUGGCAAGUCUUGCAUAAUUCUGCAUUCACAACUGUUGAAGCAUUGCUUAGGUGAGCGCAAACUACAAACACAACUUCGCUUUGAUCAAUGUAUGCCUUCAUUUUUACGAGAUGUACCAAAUAAUUUCUCAAUGAUGAUAAUGAUUAAUGAUAUUAAAAUAUCCCCAAUGUACACGAACCAUGAAUAUGAAAAAUGCAUCACUAUAUGAUCUAAUAGCAUCUAUUCCGUAUAUAAAGUGAAUGCAAUUAGUAUUCUACCUUGCAUUGGUACUAAUUGCUUAAUACAA